AUGGCGGAUCGUGGCGGAAGAGGGCGAGGUGGUGACCGCGGACGCGGAGACUUCCGGGGACGUGGACGUGGCGAUGGUGGUAACUUUGGCGGUGGACGAGGAAGAGGAGGAUUCGAGGGUGGUGACCGUGGUCGUGGCGGUGGCGGAGAUCGUGGAGGUGGCUUUCGAGGCGACCGUGGAGGCGGUUUCCGCGGUGACCGUGGUGGAGGAUUCCGCGGUGAUCGCGGUGGAGGAUUCCGUGGUGAUCGCGGUGGGGGCUUUCGUGGCGGCCGCGGCGGUGCUGCAGAGGGCCCUCGAGUGUUUGGUGGUGGCAAUGUGCCAAAACCGAACGCCGAGGUUACCAAGCUCGAGAAUGCCAUGGUGAAGGGCGACCUGUCUGCGGCCAUGGCAUCUGCAUCACUAGACGUCGUGCUUCCCAAACGGCCCGCCUACGGAACCGCGGGUAGAGCUAUCGUUCUCUACACGAACUACUUUGAACUGAAAGGAAUCGCUCCCAACACCGACCUAUACCGCUACUCGGUGGCAUUCCAACCGGACAACGACAUCCCAAAAGCAAGAAAACGCCGCCUCGUAGAGCUUUUGUUGCAGACUGCGCCGUUCAAAGGCCUGCCAAUUGCCAGCGACUGGGCCCAGACCCUCAUCUCACCAAAGAAGAUACCAAUCGAGGGAGAUCGAGCCAGCUACGUUCUCGAGUGGUUCCCGGCAGAUGGCGAGCCGCUUCCUGCCCCCGGCCCGGAUGAGAGUGACAGGGUCAAAGCCGCACGGAAGAGAAACACGCACACGGCCCUUGUGGUAGUGCUGGGAACGGUGUCGUUGAGGGAUCUGCUGGACGAUGUCUCGAAAUCCUCAACCAACUACCCGCUGAAGCUUGAGACCAUUCAGGCCCUGAACGUCCUCAUGACGCAUGGGCCGAGCAGCGAGUCCAGCAUUGCCACCGCUGGAGGCAACAAGUUCUACCCAUUCGGCGACCAUCCCCAGCUCCAGUUUGCAGACCUUGGAUCUGGCCUGCAGGCCCUCCGCGGCUACUUCACGAGCGUGCGGACGAGUGUGAAUCGCAUUUUGGUCAACGUCAACGUAGCCACUGGCGCUUUCUACAAGGCGGGGCCGCUUCUCACCGUGAUGGGAGAGUUUACAGGCGGCGGCCCGCCGACCAACGAUAGCCAGUACCGUAAGCUGGCGGCUUUUGUCCGAUUGCUAAAGUUCGAGACCAACUACAUGCCCGACAGGGACAACAAAGGCAAGGCCAAGACGAGCAAGGGCAAGCCGGUUACCAAGAGAAAGGUGCAUGUCAUCACCAACUUGUCGCCGUUUGGCAAGAACAGCACCAACAUCACGUUUGUGGCGACGGACAAGGACGGAAAGACGACCAAGCUGUCUAUUGCAGAGCACUUCAAGCGGCAGUACAACAUUACUCUUUCAGCGCCCCAGGCCCCUGUGGUCAACUACGGCAUGAACAACGACCCCAAGUGGAUCCCUGCUGAGCUGUGUUCGGUCUUGCCCGGCCAGCUCGCGAAGCGCUUGCUGCUUGGACCCCAGACGAGCGAGAUGAUCAGGUUCGCGGCCCGUCGACCUCAUCAGAACGCCGAGUCGAUCACGGAGGAGGGUCUCAAGGUCACCAAGAUCAAUCCCAUCGCUGAUGGGCUGAAUGUUGCCCUCAGCAAGUUCGGCAUCAAGGUCGACCCUCAACUCCUGACCGUGCCCGGACGCAUCCUUGAGGCGCCGGACCUGCAAUACAAGGCCAGAAGCACCAAGCCGCGGGGCGGUGCGUGGAAUCUCGAUCCGCGGCAGCUUGGAGACAAACCGUUCAGGUUGGUUGUGAAGCCACUCGGGGCCUGGAACACGCUCGUCAUCAACUCCGGUAGCCGCGACACCAUCUACGGAGGCCCUGCAGCAGUCAAGCAGCAUCUCGAGCAGUUCAGGAAUGCGCUGCAGACGUACGGGCUCAACCCUGGCCCGAUCCAGGAGCCGGUCGUGAUGAACGUCUCGCCCAGCGAGCUCAACAACAAGGAGUUCACCAAGCUCCAAGCGCAACUAACCGACACUCUGCGGACAAAGUUUAAGAGCAAGCCCAACUUCCUGUUUGUGCUCCUCCCUAACGACAACGCGACGCUGUACGAUGCGAUCAAGUUUGUCUGCGAUUGCCAGCUGGGCAUCCCCAACAUCUGCAACAUCGGCCAGAAGUUUUCGAAAGAGAAGGGCCAGAUGCAGUAUUUCGCGAACGUGGCCAUGAAGUUCAACCAGAAGCUUGGUGGUGUUAAUCACACGGUCGACGCGAGGAAGAUGGCGCCUCUGGACGCGCAGACGAUUCUGUUUGGCAUCGACGUGACGCACCCGUCGCCCGGUAGCUCGGACAAGGCACCGAGCAUCGCGGGCGUUGUGGCCUCGGUUGAUGCGAUCUUCUCUCAAUAUCCAGCCAGCUUGCGGACGCAGACGGGCCGCGAGGAGAUGGUCGAGGAGCUCGAGGAGAUGAUCAUCGAGCGCGUGAAGCUGUGGCAGAAGCGCAACAAGGGCGGUCUCCCCAACAAGGUGAUUGUGUACCGCGACGGCGUCUCGGAAGGACAAUACCGGCUGGUGCUGCAGCACGAGCUCCCCGCGUUCGAAAAGGCGUUUGACAAGCUGUACGGCGCCAAAGCCAAGCACCCGAAGAUAUCCAUCGUCGUCGUCGGCAAGCGCCACCACACACGCUUCUACCCGACGCAGGAAACCGACACGGACGGCCGCACGGGCAACCCGAUGCCCGGCACGGUAGUGGACCGCGGGGUGACGGGCGAGAAGCUCUUCGACUUCUUCCUGCUCGCGCACCAAGGCCUGCAGGGGACGUCGAAGCCGGCGCACUACAUUGUGAUCCGAGACGACAUCAAGCUGGGCGCGGACCAGCUGCAGAGCCUGACGCACGCCCUCUGCUACACGUUUGCGCGCGCGACGCGCUCCGUCAGCAUCUGCCCGCCGGCGUACUACGCCGAUCUGCUGUGCGAGCGCGGGCGGUCGUACCUGCACAGCGUACUGAAGGGCGAUGGCUGCACGGCGUUUGCGGAUACGCAGUGGCGGCGCGAUGUCCAUCCGGCGCUGAUGGAGAGCAUGUACUACUUGUAG
This is a messenger RNA of Ascochyta rabiei, 3093 nucleotides long. RefSeq lists its product as uncharacterized. The coding region runs from base 1 to 3093 and encodes 1030 amino acids. Lineage: Eukaryota; Fungi; Ascomycota; Dothideomycetes; Pleosporales; Didymellaceae. Gene Ontology annotation, molecular function: protein binding; RNA binding. The transcript has 2 exons. The record is from RefSeq and is a predicted model, not a curated record.